AUGAAAUUCCCUACAACUCUCUUUGGUGUCACUUUAUUUUUGGUCUCAUCAACUGGAGCCGGUAUUACUACAUAUAAUCCAUACGAGUCUGUGACUUGGAAUGGAGGUGAAAAAGAAACAAUAACUUGGGUUGAUGAUCGCAAAGUUCCUACAUUAAAUAAAAUUGGAGAAGUAACUAUAGAAUUAAUGGCUGGUGGACCAGAAAACCAGCAUGUUGUUACUAAUAUUGGUAAAGCUCUUGCAACUGCUAAAACGUUUACCUACACAGUACCUAAAGACGUUGGUCCUCCCGGUAACUUCUACUUCAUUAAAUAUACCACGGAAAGUUACUUCGCUUUCUCAGGGAGAUUUAGUAUUGAAGGAGUUAAUGGAAAUAUCGAAGGAUUUGAUCCAAAAACUCCAAAUGUUAAGAGUCCAGUCAAUAAUAUUACUACUACCACCAUUUCUUCUACUUCAUCAUAUCUAACACCCAGUCAAACUGGUGCAAGCCAAAAUUCUUCCCCAAGUGAAACAAAAAAUCCCGGAGAUAAAAGCAAUGAUUCUGUACCAAAGAAAUCUUCACCCGACGACGAUCAAGCCAAUGAUGCAAGUAGUUUUCUACCAAGCUUUCUCGGUAUAACUACCUCUGCAUUCGCCUUGACUCUUACCUAUUUGUAUUAA
Messenger RNA from Funneliformis geosporum, 660 nucleotides. The record is from the annotation of a GenBank genome assembly. NCBI's taxonomy places the organism in Eukaryota, Fungi, Glomeromycota, Glomeromycetes, Glomerales, Glomeraceae.